Anolis carolinensis (green anole) is the source of this 5341-nucleotide messenger RNA. Its product is annotated as harmonin-binding protein USHBP1. Gene Ontology annotation, biological process: negative regulation of canonical Wnt signaling pathway. The transcript has a single exon. The record is from RefSeq and is a predicted model, not a curated record. Gene Ontology annotation, cellular component: cytoplasm. NCBI's taxonomy places the organism in Eukaryota, Metazoa, Chordata, Lepidosauria, Squamata, Anolidae. Bases 1953 to 4148 code for a protein of 731 amino acids.
CAGUCAGAGGGAAGGCCGGAGAAAGGCAUGCUGGGAAAGGCCAGAGGCGGGGCGGGAAAAGCGGCGAGCGAGGCGGGAGAACAAACAAGGAGGGGCGGAGGACUACAUUUCCCGGCAACCACUUGGACACUGGAAUUAAAGGGCCAGUGGAGCUUUUUUUAACCUUCAAGAACAGGCAUGGGCUAACUUGGGCCUUCUCUCCAGGUGUUUUGAACUUCAACUCCCACCAUUCCUAACAGCUAGCUUGGGGACCUGGCGGUGCCUGGGUCAUUUGAGAAAGGCAUUGUUUGCCUGUGUUCCAAGUUUAGUCUAGGUCCAGGGUCAGCGGGGUUCAAUGGGUGCAGGUGAAGUACAAUUCCCAUAUGCAAGUCCCAUCAUCCAUGGUCCAUCCCACUCCAAACAGCGCCAGGAUGUAUAGUAGGUCAUGGGGAGUGCGUGUGUCAAGUUUGGUCUUGAUCAAACAUUGAUGGGGGUUGCAGUGGUCUCAGGAAGUGAGUGAAGCUACUGCAAGUCCCAUCAUCCAUGGUCCAAACUCUUCCAAACCACACCAGGAUGUAGAGUGGGUAAUGGGGCCUCUGUGUACCAAGUUUGGUACUGAUCAGUCAUUGAUGAGAGUUGCAGUGCUCUCAGGAAGCCAGUGAAGGUAUUGCAAGUCCCAUCGUCCAUGGUCCAUCCCCCUCCAAACAGCACCCAGGUGUAGAAUAGGACAUGGGGCCUCUAUGUGCUAAGUUUGGUAUUGUUCAGGCAUUGGUGGGGAUUGCAAUGUUCUCAGGAAGUGAGUGAAGGUAUUGCAAUUCCCAUUGUCCAUGGUCCAUCGUACUCCAAACUUCAGCAGGGUAUAGAGUAUCGAAGGCUGCUGAGAUGUCCAAGAGAACCAACAGGGACACACUCCCAGAAGGGGGUUGGACUAAAUGGCCCAAGGGGUCUCUUCCAACCCUUAUUAUUAUUAUUACUAGCUAUGCCCGGCCACGCGUUGCUGUGGCAAAGUGGUGGUGGUAUUGGUUAAAAAUUGUUGUGUAAUUUUUAUUUGACUUUAUUUGCAUUUUUUAUUAAUUUUAUUGUAAGUUAUAUUUUAUUUAUCAUAUUUUAUUAUUUUCUUGUAUUAUUUUUAGUUAUUUUCUGUUAUUAUAGUAUUUUAUUGUAUUAAUUUUUUUAGUGUUCUUUAUUAUUUUUUAUUGGGUUGCUAGGAGACCAAGUUGGAGGAGCCUAAGUCUGCCUGUCCCCUAACUGAACCCUGGCUGUCCCUUGGCUGAGUUGGUUGCUAGGAGACCAAGUGGACAGAGAUUAGCCCUCUAAACUGGCAGCAAUUGGAUAAAAGCAAUUAUUCCUCUCUCACUAAUUAGGACUUUAUUUUUCUUUUCUUUUUGUUGUAUCAACCUAGAGGCAUGGAUGAUGGGUUGUGUUGUCAAAUUUCGAGGUUGGGGGGCCUGUAGUUUUGUUGUUUUGUGGGUCGCCAUGAUGCCAUCACUCUUUUAUAUAUAUAGAUUAUUAUUAUUGACACAAAGACACAGUAUAACACAGCAAACGAGAAAUAUAUGCUGGAUUUCGUAUCACAAAAUCACAAGUUGAACACUUCCCAAGCGUUUAGGACUAUGUGAUGAUAAUGAUGAUGAUUAUUACCAACAACAUUGAGGCUUGGUGGCAUCUGUCAGGGGUGCUUUGCUUGUGCUUUUGGUGCACAAAAGUAGAAGGGGAUUGGACUAAAUGGCCCAAGGGAUCUCUUCCCACCCUCUUUAUUAUUUUUAUUAUGAUUAUGAUUAUUAUUAACAUUGAGGCUGUAUUUGUUCCCAUUUGUUUUUGUUUUUUACUUCAAAAUAAGUGAUAUGUAGUGUGCAUAGGAAUUUCUUUAUAGGGUUUUUCCAACUAUAGUCCAGCCCUCCAACGGACUGACGGACUGUGAACUGGCCCCGUUUAAAAAGUUUGGAGACCCCUGGGUUAAAGCAUUGGUGCGGAUGGAGCCGGCUUCCUUCCUCUCUGGAAAGACAGGAAAGGCUUCUCAUUAUUAUUGUUAUUAUGGGAAGAAACAGGAACCAAAGGGCUGGGCUUUGGCUUGUUUUGAUGCUGCUGUCCGCCUUUGGAGCCACUUUUCAGACAGAAUGGAGCAGGAAGGAUCCAGAGAUGAAGAAGGAUCCCCCGAAAAGGCUUUGCCACCAGAUGAGCGAGAAGCCCUUCGCUGCGAGGAGCGCAUCACAGCACUGCUGGUGACGGUCUCCCGCCUUCACCAACACCUCCAACGCCUCGAGCGGGAGAAAGACAGGGAGCAGGAGGAGGAAGAGUUUUCUGAUCUCUGCUCUGAAUAUACAGCAAGCCUCCCACGAUGCAGUGUGCCGUUUCUGAGCCUGGAAGCGACGAUGCCUCCUCCGGAGAAAAGGCAUCCAGACCUCUUCCUCGCUGCCCUCCAAGCAGUCUCCUCCCUCGAGAACGCGGUCUCCUCUCACCGCAACCGUCGGCCCAGCGCUGGAUCCGGAACAGAGCAAAGUCCCAAUGUGGCUGAGAACUUUGGUGAAAGUCCAGUGGGGUCCCGAAAGGGUUGCCAAAGUCAGCAAUCUUUUGCGCCGAAUCUGGACUUCCUGUCGACAGAGAGCAUCGUCUACAGACAAGAAGUGGCCCUUUGCCGGGAGAGGAAGGCGGCCCUCGAGAAGCAGCUGGGCAUCCGGAAUGAGGAGCUGCAACACUGCAAAGGGACACUCUUGGUUUACGAGGAAGAGAGGGACCGGUUAAGGAGGAAGGUCAAGGAAUUGCAGGAAGCCCUUGCGGAAGAAGAGGGCCUCCAAGAUACAGCCUCCAGCCCUCUCUGCAAACAGGAUCCGGUGGCCAUUGCAACCCAGAAGUUCCUCUGCUGUGUCCGAAACGCCGCCAGCAUCCAGCCAACACCGGGCCUUUCCUCCCAAGAAGUCUCUUCUCCAGCAGAAAUCAAUGGCAAAGACCCCCAGGAAGAGCAAAGGGAUCGGUUACACAGAUCAAUCCGAGGGCUCCAAGAGCUCAACCGAUUCCUGCGGGUGUCUUUAGAGGAGACCAAGGGCCGCGCCGAACGCAUCAGCCUCGCUCUUGGGCGCAGCGAGGCGGGUGGCACCGCCUUGCGCUUGGCUGUCCAGUAUAGCGAAAACUGCUUGGAGGCCUAUGAAGCUCUGCUUUCACUGAUGGCAGUGGAGCGGGAAGAUGAAGGAGGACCUCCUUGUGCAGGCAAACCCAGAGACUCGCCUCACCGGAUGCAGCUGGCCGUGAUGGAGAAAGCACAGCAUUUCCUGCAGAGCCGUAAUGGAGUGGACGAUGGGAGUGUCUGCUCUGAAGAGAACCCUUUGGAGGAGAACAGGGACAGAAAGAAGCUCUUGAGGGGCUACAUCCGGUGCCUGAAAGCCGAGCAGCGCGCCCUGAAGCUCCCUCCAUGCCACACUGGGAUUGAGGCCACAGAGGUAGAAGAGGCAGGUCAAGCUUUGCAAGUGGUCCUUCCUUCCAGAAGUACAUCCUUCACAAUGGAGAAGGAGCAUUUGCUGCAGGAGCUGCAGGCGGCCAGGGAGGCCUUGGCGGACUUAAAGAGCCGGCUGCACCUGGCGGAGAAGGAGAAGGAGUGCCUGGGGCUCCAGACCUACACCCUCCGGUCCCAGGAGGCCGCCUUCCGGCUGAUGGUGCGCAUCCUCCAGGAGGAACGGGACGAGCUUCAAGGAAAACAGCAGCAGUCCCUCUCCUCUGGAGAAAGCAGUCCCAGCAGCAGUGACUCAGAGGAAUACGGACCAAGGGUCAGUUCCAAAAGGGAAACCUUAGGCAAGACGGAAGAGCCCAAAGACCCAGAAGUUCAGGCGAUGGAGCUCCAGCAGUCUUUGCUUCGGCAGAACGCCCUGAGAAGCCGGCUGGGCUCCCUCCUACUGGAGGUGGAGGAGCAGGGCCGGGAGGGCCGGGACCUGGCCGGGCAGGAGGCUGAGCUGGCCAGGGACCUCCUCCAGGCCCACAGCGCCUUGGGGACGGCCUUCCGAAACGCCCGCCUGAAGCAGGAAGCCCAGGUGCAGCAGCUAGAGAGGCAGGUGUCCCUGAUGGGUCACCGCCAUGCAUUGCAGUUGCAGAGCCUGGUGCAGACUCUGCAGGACUUGGGGAGCUUCCGGACUCUUCCGCAAGAGGCAAAGGUCAUCCAGGGGUCAGGAGAGCAACCCUAAAAGAAGGCGGCUGCAGCCAUCUUUAAAGGCCUCAUGGAGGAGCCGGAACCUGAUUGCGUUCUGAUGCAACUCAAAUAACCAGUGCAUCAUUCUGAAACAGACAUGGGCCAACUUGGGACCACCAUUCCUGGCUGGCUCAGACCCUUUUUCUUUCCCCCCUUAAACAGGAAAGGAAAAGGAAAGAGAGGGGGCCUGGGACUGUUGGGGAUAGUAGGAGUUGAAGUCCGGGACAUCUAGAGCCCAAGUUGGCCCAUGCCUGUUCUAAAGGAUGCUGUGUUUAUGAAUGUGCUCUUCCAAUUUGCUAAGGUAAUGGAAGGAUGGCUUUGCGGCACACUGUCUGUAAUACCAUAUCAUAAUAAAUGUAUCGCGCAUCACACUGAUAUGUGCUAUAUUAUGUAAAUAGUGUACUAUAAGUAAAUAGUGUACUAUUUACUUUAAAUAGUGCACUAUAAGUAAACAGUAUAGUAAUAUAUAAUGCUAAUAUUGUGCUAUGCUAGUAAUAUAAUAUAUUCCAUGUACAUAUCAAACCCCGGGAGCGGUGUGAGCAGCCGCUGUUAGCUCCAGCUUCUGCCAACCUAGCAGUUCGAAAACAUGCCAAUGUGAGUAGAUCAAUAGGUACCGCUCUGGCAGGAAGGUAAUGGCGCUCCAUGCAGUCAUGCCGGCCACAUGACCUUGGAGGUGUCUACGGACAACGCUGGCUCUUCGGCUUAGAAAUGGAGAUAAGCACCAACCCCCAGAGUCAGACAUGACUGGACUUAACGUCAGGGGAAACCUUUACCUUACAUAUCAUAUUGAUCAUAUAAUACAAAUAAAAUAUAAUUAUAUAUUACAUGUAAUAUUACUAAUAAUAUUGCAGUAUAGUGGUUUAGUGCAAUAUAGUAAUAUAUAAUACUAAUACUGUAUCGUGCUUUGCUAAUAUAUUGUUAUAUAUAUGAUCGUCAUGUUUUAAAUACAACAUUUAUAUAUAUAUGUAUGUGUGUGUGUGUGUGUAUAUAUAUAUAUAUAUCACACAGUAAUAUGACUAAAUAUUGCAGUAUAGUAGUUUAGAACAAUAUAGCAAUAUGUGAUACUAAUAUUGUGCCAUGCUAUUAAUAUAAUAUAAUGUAUGUACACAUAACUUGUAAGCCACUCUGAAUCCACUUCCGGGUGAGAAGGGCAGGAUAUAAAUGCCAUAAAUAAAUAUGUGAAGCAUC